Messenger RNA from Suillus clintonianus, 594 nucleotides. RefSeq lists its product as uncharacterized. The transcript has 5 exons. Bases 90 to 545 code for a protein of 151 amino acids. The record is from RefSeq and is a predicted model, not a curated record. NCBI's taxonomy places the organism in Eukaryota, Fungi, Basidiomycota, Agaricomycetes, Boletales, Suillaceae.
GGAAGCUUGGAGGUGAGGCUACGUGGUCCAAAGCAACAUACACAUACGGCGAGGCAGUGUGCCUAGUCACGUUUGGUGAGCACGCAGAAAUGAAGAAACUGAUGGCGCGCGUCCAAGGACUGAGGCAGAAACUCGCGGGGAAGAGUAUUCCUAUCAAGAAAUUCAUCACCCGCGAAUCCGGUAAAUGCCUCUCCCAAUCCGACAAACUUCACCUCCACGAAUUCCGUGUGAUCACACAUGUGCUUAGUGAGGUUAUUUCAAGGGAGAUUAUUCCUCCUGUUGAUGGUACUUUGGGGGAGUUGGGGUUCACACUUUCGUCGGAAGGGAGUGAGAGUAGGCGAGUGGGGUUAAGAAAGGACGUGCUAAGAAGCUGGAGUCAGGGAGUUGGUAUUGGGAUGCUGUUUGCCUCACAUGGUUUUUCGAGGGUGUGUUGGCGGUUCGUGGCGUAUCCGGUGUUGAUUAUCUUGAGGAUCGUUUUCCUGAGGAAUAACAAGCUCCCUACCCGUCACCUCGUCUUCCAACAAUUCUCCGCACCCGAUAAAUAAUUAUCAAUGAGAGCCUUGUAACAUCCCACCCCGACCAGUCAUCUUGUAG